Messenger RNA from Drosophila virilis, 2598 nucleotides. It is a transcript of the gene zf30C, whose product is annotated as zinc finger protein 30C. Lineage: Eukaryota; Metazoa; Arthropoda; Insecta; Diptera; Drosophilidae. The record is from RefSeq and is a predicted model, not a curated record.
AAAAAUCCGUGCAAUUCGGUUGCAUUUGAAUUGAUUUUCGCACAAGAUUAGUUCACAUGUAGCUGUUUAAUACAAAUUCCAUAUCCAAAAUGGCUUCCCAAUCGUUAAGUGUGGGACAAAAGAUGCUAGUGGAGAUAACCACGGACGGCGUACCGAAGCUUCACUGUCCCGUCUGCAACAAGGCGCUCAUUUCGCUCGCCGGCUACGUCAAGCAUGUCAAGAAACACGAACCGCCGGGCGGCUUCCAGUGCCGCUACUGCGACAUCCACUAUUGCCACGAGGAGGAGCUGAAGGAGCAUGUGAAGAGCUCGCACAGCGCCUACAUCUGCCGACUGUGCGUGGGCGGCAAUGUUAUAUUCAGCAGCGAGGCGGAGCACGAUGCGCACAUCGAGGAGGCGCAUCAGGAUCGCAAGUUCAAUGUGUGCCUCGAUGCCAUCGAGAAGCCGUUCAAGUGUGAGAUUUGCGGCAAAUGCUUUGCGGAUCGUGAGAGCAGCCUGAAACAUCAUUCCGAGCACACCAACGCGUUGCCCGUGGAGUGUAAAUGCUGCGCCAUGCGCUUCUCCUGCCCCUCCACCUUGGCCAAGCACCAACGCAAGCAUCCCGACAGCUGCGGUCGUCAGUUGCCGCGCACAAAUCGCCAUCGCUUGCCCGCUGCAGCAGAGACAGUAUCCGCCGAGCUCGCCCAGCAGCAAGUGGUCAAGCGUAAACGCGGCAGGCCUAAGAAAUGUCCGCCGGUUGCGCCGCCCUCGGAGGAUAGUGAGGAUGAUGUGCCGCUGGCCAGCAGGCUGAAAGUGCAGGCGCCCGUCAAGCUGAAACAGGAGUUCAUUAGCAGCCAGGAGCUGAGUGAUUCAGACGAGGAAUAUCCUGACUUUGAGCCCAACAAUAGCGAUGAGGAGCCUGAUGCGGUGCAGUUUAAGCUGCCAACUCCGGCGCUGGUCAAAGAGGAGGCCAUAGAUCCGGACUUUGAGUACCAGGAUGCGAGUGCCUUUGUCAAGAUGGAGGGCAACGGCCUGGACAUAUAUAGCAAUGAGAAAGACAAACUGCUCGAUGUGCUGCUCAGCACGGACGAGAGCCUGAAGCCCUUUGAGAAUCUCAAAGUGGAGCAUGCAACGGGCAUACUGGAUGAGAUUGCUGCAGUGCCCAUGGCCAAGCACAAUGGUGCCGAGCACAUGGAGGAGGAUGUGCUGGCGCUGCGCGAAACCGAGCCAGACAGCGCCGAGGAAGAUGAGGAUGCGGAUCAGCUGCGUCCGCUGACCAAAUCCAGUGUUAAGCGAAAAUAUCGCAAACGCAAUGCCACAGCCUCGCCCAUGCCGGAGGAGACAACGGCGUCAACAGGACCACGACGCGUGGCCAAAAUAACCAAAAAGGAGCUGAAGGAGCGUCUGAAAAUGUUGAGCAAAAUGGAAAGAACCUGGCAGUGUCCGCACUGUGUUAAAAUCUAUCACAUACGCAAGCCAUACGAGAAGCAUCUGCGCGACGAUCACAAGCUCAACGAGCAGGCCAUCAAGGAGCUGUUCAAGGAUGCGGAUGCGCAUGCCAAGCUGGACGAGGAGGUCUUCAAGUGCAAAAUAUGCAGCAAAAUCUAUUUGGUGGAGAAGCGCCUGGAGACCCACAUGAAGGUGCACGGCCAGGAUGGCAGUCUCACCCACAAGUGCCCCUGCUACUGCAAUCUGUUCUUCGCCAGCAAGGAACUGGCCACCCAGCACGCGCACCAGCAGCACAAGGAGCUGCUCUACUGUGAGAAAUGCGACAAGUAUAUGACUGGGCAUGAUAGCCUCAAGAAUCACGAGAAGAACUAUCAUGCCCGCAAGGAGCCACGUAAUCUGCCGCGCAAUCUGAUCUGCGAUAAGUGUGGCAAGAAGUUCACCGGACGCACCUCGCUCUCGGAUCAUGUGCGCUCCGAGUGCGGCCGUGUGCCGCUCUAUGAGUGCAGCGUCUGCUGCAAGCGGCUUUCCACGGCGGGCAUAUUGAAGACGCACAUGCUGCUCCAUCAGUCUGAGACGCCCUACCAGUGCGACAAGUGCGGCAAGACCUUCAAGGUGAAGGCGCAGUACAAGUCGCAUCUGAAGACGCGCCACACGGACUACAAGCCUUACAAGUGCCAUCUCUGUCCCAAGGAGUAUCCGUACCGUGAGAGUCUGUUGACGCACAUGACCGUGCACACGGGCAUCAAACGUUUCCUUUGCAAUAAUUGCGGCAAGCGCUUCACUUGCAUCUCAAAUCUGCAGGCACAUCGCAAGGUGCAUGCGGACACCUGCGGCCAGUUGCCCCUAAAUGCGAAGGCGACGCAAUAUAUGGGCGUGCAGCGAGGCAAGCUGCUGAUGGGCGCCAAGCCGGAGGCGGGCAUGGAGUACGAGGAGACAAAAACGCUGAUUGCCCAAGAUGUGAUCGAUCGGGAUAUGCCCAUGGCGCAGGAGCUCAACUUUCCUUCCGAUGGCAGCGCGCCACUGGCCACAGUGCCGCUCAACUAUGCCUCCUCGCAUCUGGUUCCACAUAUUGUGCUGCAGACCAUGCAGGCGGAGGCACGAGCACAGGAUUAGUUUAGGUUCUAGCGGUAACACUUUAAACGAAUAAAGACGCUUUUGUAUAUUGACUAAA